AGAAAUGUGAGGUUUAAGGGCAAAAAAGGGGGAAGAACAAAAGAGAAAGUCUGUGAUAGGGUAGAAUGCAGUUGCUAAACGGGUUGCUGUUCAUUGAACAAUGGCUGCAGAGAGACUUCGAUAGCGUCUUCUACGGUUGCUCUUGUCUCGGAGGACCUGAGUCCAUAUUCGUUGCAGUUGGAGGACUGAGGGGGGGAAAAAAAGGCUUGAAUCGCGUAGUUGUAUCAUUUUGAGUAAAUCCGUUGAGGCCUAGAAGCGCAAUUGAAGCCUCGCAGCAAGUUCGAGAACUUUCCGCCACCAGAGCUAUCAACGGCACGAUUUCGCGCGAGUUUCUGACUGAAUGCCGGUCACUUUAUCUUUUGCCAUUCAAGAGGAGGAGGAGUAAGCAGUAAGCUUUAGUUGACCGCUUAAAAGUUGUUUAUUGAGAGCCUUGGCUGAGUAGCGCAGAAAUAAUCUGGAAACAUGUCCGAGAACGACACUGAUAAUUUAGUCAACAGCGGCAAAUAUGAGGCUGGCAAGAGCAAACGGAAUGUUUGCCGAGACUUUCUGCGCAAUGUCUGCAACCGUGGUAAGAAUUGCAGGUACCUCCACCCAGAUGAUGUUGAGGCUUCCGACCUCGCCGACAUAAGGAAUGACACUGAUAAUUUAGCCAACAUUGGCAGUGAUGAGGCUGGUAAAAGCAAACAGAACAUUUGCCGAGACUUUCUGCGCAAUCUCUGCAACCGUGGUAAGAAUUGCAGGUACUUCCACCCAGAUGAUACUGAGGCAUCUGACCUCACUGACAUAAGGAACGACACUGAUAAUUUAGUGAACAUUGGCAAUGACGAGGCUGGCAAAAGCAAACAGAACAUUUGCCGAGACUUUCUGCGCAAUCUCUGCAAUCGUGGUAAGAAUUGCAGGUAUUUUCACCCAGAUGAUAUUGAGGUCUCCAACCAUGCUGACCUAGGUGACGAUGCUGAUAAUUUAGUCAAUAAUAGCAAAUAUGAGGCUAGCAAGAGCAAAUUGAAUGUUUGCCGCGACUUUCUGCGCAAUGUCUGCAACCGUGGUAAGAAUUGCAGGUACUUCCACCCGGACAAUGUUGAGGCGUACAACAUUGGUGACAUGCGGCAUGAGUCGAUCUUUUGUCAGUACUUUCAGAAUAGCAAAUGUACCCGUGAGAACUGCACGUUCAUUCACGGGACAAAGGGGGAAGAGAAUUACUACAAUAAAACAGGAAAGCUUCCUGCCCACUUGCAACAGACAGUGGCUGUGACAUUUGGGCUCUCGCCCUCUAACCUUCCUCUUAUUACAAAGGAAAUCCCAUUCUGCCGUGAUUUUCUAAAGGGCAAGUGUCGAAGAGGAUCCAAAUGUAAAUUCCAACAUUUAAAACGUGAUGACAAUGAUAAAAAAAGUGUAGAAAGAGUGUCGUCACAAGAUAGAGAACUUUCUCCUGAGAUUUGUAGAUAUGACCGUUUGGAUGACCUCUAUGAGACUGAGAGAUGUGAUUAUGACCAACACCCGAAAAGGAGAAGGGUGGAGGGCCUGCGGUUUGAAGUAUUUGAUUACAGCACUCCUCCUAGUCUGCGCCCAGGUGAACUGAGUUUUUUGGAGGAGGAAAACCAUAUGCUUAGAAAGCGCAAUGAAGAACUCAAAAAGCAGGUGUCAAGCCUAAUGCUGACCAAUGAGGUCCUUCUGGAGCAGAAUGCAGAUCUGCGCAAGCAGGUGAAGUUGGGGAUCCUGAACACUGGGGCUGACCCAACACAACAGCCAACCAUGCACACUGUUACCAACUAUAACCAUAGCAUAGUGGAGACUCACACCACCCUGAGCAACCAGACACUGAGGUCACAGCCCAUUUCUCAUCAAGAGUUGAUAGCGCAAGCUAGAGCUCAUAAUGCUUUGUGUUCUGAAGCUACAUCCCAAAGUCCACCCCGUCUUAGCGCUUCUAUCUCUGCACCCUAUGCCCAGGGGAUGGCAUCGCCUGUCUCGAUGGCACCACUUGCCAUUUCUGCACCGGUGGCAGUUACACAAUCACUGCCAGGAAUUGCCAUGAGCUAUACCACCACUCAAAUGGUCAGUUAUCCAAAUGCGUCACAGAGUAUGAGGUUCCUCUGUCGUGCAGAAGAGAGUUGAGGUUGGAAGACAUUACAAAAGAUUUCUAUUUUCCUGUUGUUGCUUCCAGGGCAGUUGUGAAAAAGGAGUUAAGUCUCGCCAUCAGCAACCCUUUUGCAAAAAACAAUGAAAUAAUGAGGAUACUUUUUAUUCCUGUGUACAAUGGUGAGUGUUGAUGAACUCACCAAGGGAACUGCCAAUGCAGAAUUGUACCUCAGCAGUAGUAACAAACUGAAGUUAAACCAUUCUUCAGUUUGCCACAAUAUACGCCGCAAAUGUUUUAGAAAAGAACAGAUUAAACAGAAACCAUGUUUUUGAACGCUUUGAAAACUUGGUGUCAGCAGAGGUCUUGAUUUUGUUUUGCUCACUCUGUAAACUCUGAUGCUAAUGAAAGCGAUGUUUUUGACAGCACUUUGCAAUGCCCAGACCAACUUAAGCUCUCCUGCUGCUGCAGUUGGAAUAGUUUUGCCUGCACUAUGCUCUGUCCGCUCAUGUAAAAUUAGUUUCAUUCAACAACAAAAAAGUAGUUUUUUAAAGUUUAAAUUAUGCAUGCGCUAAAAAGCUUUGUGCCUGUUCAGCAAUUGACAUGUUUUUAAAUCACUUUUAAACUAGGACACUUUUACAGAACAAAAGGUAAAUCAUUCUUUACCCCCGCCCCCCUCAAAAGAUACACUACUGCUUUGAUUGUGGUCAGGGCAGUAAUUGGAGGAUAUGCGGAAGGUGGAACCACAGAUAUCUAUUUUCCCUUCCGUUGGGGAAAUUGUCCUGUAGUAUAAAUGGGACAGUUUCAACCACAGAUUUUGGGGAGUGAGGGGGCUGUAAAUCUACAAAAAUGGCUGUCUUCCUAUAAAUGCAGCAACAGGGGGCUAACAACAUGCGCGCAUUUGAAGUAAGGUCACAAGCACCUUGGAUUAAUGACUCCCAACUAGCGAUGGUCAUCAAGUUCUCUUAAGUUGUCUUGUUCACAAAUCAUCAGUUUUGAGCACUCAAAGUUCAAAUUGUAUUAAUGAGCUAUAUGUUGAGCAACAAAAUUGUUUUUUUAAGGGAUACUGAUGGCAAGACUUCCUCUGCAUAAACUAAACAGAAAAUCUGCAAGAUCAUUAAUGGAUUGAUAGUCUAUCAAAACAAAUGAUUCAAUGGGAUACGAUAUAAAUUGCAGACUACUUAUUUUCCUUUCCUUCCCCCAACAAUUUAUGAAAUUGUCACUUUUUUAGUUAUUUACCAAUGUACUUUUAGCAGUAUUUUUAAUUUUUUUAACCAGUAAUCUAAUACCCACAAAUGUUCUAUUUUUCCAUUUCUUUAUUCAGAGAUUACAAUUGGGGUUAUCUGAAACAAAGUAGUAAUGUAAUGCUUACUUUGUUAGAUUUUAAAUCUCCCUGAUAUUUGCAUAUAGACAUUCUGUAUCCAUCCCAUCUCAAAGAUUCUGUGAUUCAGAUAUGCAUACAGAGGGUUAAUUUUCAGUGAUUCAUGUGUAUUUAGUUGAAAUUUAAUUAAACAUACAUUGUGUCUCUUUUUUUCCUCAAGUCAUCAAAUUUGCAUUUUUCCUUUUAUGUUUUUGUACAAAUAGAAUUCCUGACCGAAACAUUUGUAGCUCUUGUAUUUACCGUCUUUUCUUUUCAAACCUGUAUGAGCCCUCUGAAGAUUGGACUACGAAAGGUGUUUUUUAGAAAUGAAAUGAAUACAUUCUCACCACAAACUCCCAAGCAUAUAAAAAUUAUUGUAGAAUGGUACAGUACUGCAACUUGUUUAUGAAUCCGACUAAAAUGUGUAUGUAAUAAAUAUGUUUGAUUUAGCGCCUGGAGGCAGGGUGGUUAGCAACUAAUAGAUGAAAGCAGCAUUGCAGCAGAUGAUGUAGAGAAAGAAUUGCUGGUUUCUCAUCAUUUGUUGGAAGGUCGAGGCUCAACACUGAUAUAUUGCUGUGCCAUAUCCGCGUCUGGUCAGGAUGCUCACCCGAUGCCACUGUCAGUCUGCAGAUUUCAGGGGUGCCUUACCAAUGUAUACGGCAUAAGUAUGGCUGCUUUCUGUUUUUAAUUCAGCGGCAACAAAAUCGCAAAGCCAAUCAGAGCAAAUAAGAAACAUACAUUCAUGCAGACACAAAAAAGUACCAUGUAGAAGGUAGAUAUAUGUGUAUGUAUAUGAUAUGACUAAAACAUAUUUUUAGUCAUCAGUAGUAUAAAUGUAUGUGUGACGUUGAGCGAGGACAGAAUCUGGCUCAGUGUAAUGUUUCCUCCCCCCUCAGUCAAAUAUCCUGCACCGUCUAGGCUCAAAUGAAAGAUGACCACUUGGGUGAGAUACCAGUGGACACCCUGUUGAACUAUACUUCAGUGUGGUGUCAGUGCCUUUGGGUGAGGAGGCUGAGAGUAGAAAAUUGGCAGAGGAAAAAGAGGGAGGGAGAAGGCUUGCAAUUAUACAUUAGGAUAUAAAAGAGAACUACAGUAAAUAAUGUAGAAUACAAUGUGUGUCAUGUAGUUGGUUGGCAGUUCAGUUUUUUUCUACUGUAAUUUGUAUGAAUAGCACAUAAUUGUGCCCAUUUGAUUGACCCUUGCUCAAACAAAUUACACCAUUAGGUAUGUCAUUGACCUGCUCUACUGCAUGAUAGGAUGGGGCAUCUGAGGGAGGUGCAAAGAGAAACGAGGUACUUCUAAGCAGAGGGGCAUUGUGAAAAUGAACCCGUGCCUGCAUCCAUUUUGUUUAAGGGGGAAUAAGGUAACUAUACAGUUUCCCAAAUUUUCUGUGCAGUUAUUCACUUCAAGAUGAUUUUAACUUUUGCAAGUUUUUUGUUUCCAAUUGUUGUAUUCAAUAUUUUGACUCAAUUACAGAUUUCUAACUUGUUAAAAUUGCACGUGGGAGUUUCUAUUUAUGUAAUAGUGGCAUUACUGUCAAUCAGGAAACUGUGUAGAAAAUGCACUGUUGGGAAGGAUUAAAGGGCCAAAACCAAUAGUGAGGAGCUUGGGUCUGCAACAUGGGAAAUAUGAACCUUUUGAAAAUCUUAGUUUCAAAAUACAGCAAACACUUCACUGUUCUGAGAGUCCCCAAGAUUUUGCAACAUAAAGUGGAAUGCCAGGAUUGUCUAACUGCAGCCAGAAAACCCAAAAUCCACAACAAUUCAAAUAGAUUUUCUAGGCACAACUUUUGAAAAAGGCCCGUUAAGCACAUUUUAUCGAUUUUUAUGCUGAUAACUUGUUAGUGUAGAUACCGACUGUCAAAUAUUCACAAAGUUCUGGAUGUCUGUUGAUGUUCAUAAAGAGUUAUGAUUUUAUUAAGAAUCUGAAGAUAAUUGAUGUCCAGUAUAUAUAAAUAUUACAGACUAUACAUGACAAUGAAUGUACAGCAGUGUUGUCACAUUUGUUAGAAAUAAAACUGAUUCAGGACCAGAAUAGAUGAAUUCACACUGUUUUUGAACAGAGCCAACUGGACGAGGAAGACUUUUGUCUUUGGGUGUGUUUUUUUCUUUGGGUUACAUGUACUACCAUUUUCCAAAGUUAAACCUUCCCACUGAUAACCUCCAGAAUAACCUAAACUUUUGUAUCUUGCUUAAUUGAUAUUGUGUAAGUUUUUAAAAAAAAUCAUAUUUGCAAGAAAAUUAAACACAAGUUUUCUCCGCUCUAUGUAUAACUACGUUUGUUAUCAGUUCAUUUUUUAAAAAUGUUGAUAUAUGUAAUCAUUUUAGAGUGUGAACUAUGAAUUAUUCAUUUUAAAAUGGUUAGAUUCUUUAGAAGGGCAAUCUAGUGAUCUAAGAAUUCAUAAUAGUUCUUGUCAGCUUGCUAAGUACCCAUUGCUUUUGGUACCUGUCUUGAGCAAACCCCACCCUUGGCCAUCACUCAGACAUAUUAGAUGAUUCUUAAUUCACCAUUACUAAGCUGUACUAUUUGAUUUGGAGGAGGAUGGGGAUGGAAUUGGGAAUCUGGAAGGCGGAGUGUCCUCCUACAGAAAUGUAUACCACCUCCUGGCAGAUUAAAUUAGCAUUGUGUCUUGUUCUGCUUGCUAAAAAUGGACGCAGAUGUUUCAUGGAAAGGAUGUAAGGUUGGACCUAUUCAACCAUGUCACUGAGGAAAGCUGCUGAACAGAGACCAGUUGUUUCCCCACAUUGAAAGUAUGGGGCAAUAGCAGAAGGAUUUGUCCCUGAGUUCUUGUUUGUCUAACAGCAGCCAGUUUCAGAGCAGCAUAAUUAAAGGCUGGGUGAAGGACACCCACUUUCUUGUCUGCUGGCAGUGUACGAAGCAAGAUUACCUUUUGUUGUAGAAAGAUGAGCCUCUUCCUGAACAAAGGAAAAAAAACUGUAUUUCUGUGGGAUACUAAUGUGUGUGGUGCAAUGAAAUUAAAGUUUCUCAAAGUCUU
This is a messenger RNA of Carcharodon carcharias (great white shark), 6429 nucleotides long. Its product is annotated as zinc finger CCCH domain-containing protein 10-like. The coding region runs from base 463 to 2112 and encodes 549 amino acids. Lineage: Eukaryota; Metazoa; Chordata; Chondrichthyes; Lamniformes; Lamnidae. Gene Ontology annotation, molecular function: metal ion binding. The transcript is spliced from 4 exons. The record is from RefSeq and is a predicted model, not a curated record.